This is a messenger RNA of Colletotrichum destructivum, 1674 nucleotides long. RefSeq lists its product as uncharacterized. NCBI's taxonomy places the organism in Eukaryota, Fungi, Ascomycota, Sordariomycetes, Glomerellales, Glomerellaceae. The record is from RefSeq and is a predicted model, not a curated record. The transcript has 2 exons. Bases 691 to 1506 code for a protein of 271 amino acids.
CAGCUCCUCCCGCCGUCAUUCCUCUCUGACUUUGCCCUUCCCCUCAAAUACAACCGCCUGGACGGACGAACUGGAAAUUGCGCAGCGUGAGACUCAGAACGUCUCCUCUCUCUCUAUCUUUCUCGCCUUCUUCCCACGUCUCGAUUUCGAACGAAACCUCACAGAAAAGCGAGCAAGCAAGUCUGUCGGUUGUUGUCUUACCAGCAAACGAACCGGGGUAAAAAAGACUGCUGUUUCCAACCCAGAGGCGUCCGGAUUUCGGAUUGGCUCUGGAGCCAACUGCGUUCUUCGGUUCGCGACGGGAUAUUCCCUACUCUUCCGGAAACGGCGAUUCGAGAUCAGCCGUGCCGCACCUCUCUUACCCUCACGCUUAGGAAAUACCAACGACGACCUCUAAUCACCCCCGAUUGGCGAUUGGCGGCGCCUUUGUGCUCGGCUGCUGCUCAGCUGCUCCUGUCGUGUCUCUCUUUGCUGCGAUAUAAGUGGCCACUGCGGGGAUUGGAUUAAUUGACUAUCGUAUCGGGUUCCGUUGUCCGUUGCUGUUACUGUUGGCGUCGUUGUAGUCGUCAGGCCAGCAGCGUUGCGAAAAGAGAGGUUUGGUAGUAAAAGUGUAGGGGGUGCAGCAGGAAAGGAUUGGGUGAGAAGCCCGACGCGCGCGCGAGAAAGUUCCAGCAAAAAGUCGCCGGAUACAUGUUGCUGCACGGGGCCCAAUCUCCCUCCCAUGCGCUGGACUCCCACGCGCUGGAGCCGGAUCAGCAGCACCAGCAACAUCAACCGGCGAGACAGUUACGGCGCAAAAGAAAGGCUGAGUCCCAGGACAACGAACGUUUGUCCAAAAGACUCAGUCUGUUGAAUCUAGAGAAGAAUGGCCAGAAACUUUAUGUCCCGGUGGAGGAGCCGACUCCAUCGUCCGUGUCGCCAAACGCCGCUGUUCCCACAUCCUCGUCGACGGCCUCCACCUCUCCCACCAGCCAUCGCCGCCGUCGCCAUUGCAACCCACCACCUCCGCUAUCACCCGACGAGGAAGUGAUGCAGCUCGACGACACCAAGCACAAGGUCUACAUUUACAGCAUCGAUGACGAGCUCUCAUCCUCCGAGAGCGAGACCGACGACGGCAAGCUGGUCUUCCUGCCGGACAUUGAGAAGCACCUGCGCGCUACGCGCAUUCCACCCUCCAUUCUGGCCAACGAUCAAGGCGAGCUUGCCGGCAUGCAGGUGGUCUUGUACAACGAACCCACAUCCUUAACCAUUCCACGCGAGCAAGACAGCGUCCGCAAGGCCAUCGUCGAAUCCCGGGCCCGCAUGCGUGAGAGGCAGCGUCUCGAACGAGAGGGCAAAGGCACACCCGCCGUGCAGAUGCCGCCACCUUUUGUCCCUCAGCAACCCGUCGGCGCCCCCAUUCUCGAGUCCCAACAGCCGGUCAGCGCUAGUGUGCCCGGUUUUCUGACCCCGGCCGAGGCUUCGGCAUUCGUAGACUACGACCCUGACGCUAUGGACGUGGACUAGGGGGGCGAAGAAACAAGGCAAGUACUUUUAACAUAUUUUAUGACGAUACCCACGGCCGCUACGGAUAUCAACGAAUUGCUGCAGUCAAGAAAGAGAAGGAGAGCCCACGACGAUUCACGGCCCGGGUCAGUGACACGUUCCACUGGCAUGUAUAAUUUCUUAUCGAUU